UCGAGGGCAGCGGGUAGAGGCGUUUUUCUCUGGCCACUGAGUAAGCAGAGAAAGUCCGCGGCGCAUGGCUGGAACUGUGCAUCGUGCCCAAAUUGCGCACUUUUAUUGCUACUUCCGAAAUCCUAGGCAGACUUCUCCAGGGAACCCCGCACUGGAAUUUAUGCCAAGUAGAUGUGCACAUGACCUGCACGGUGACCUGGGGAUGCUUUGAUCUUUGUGGGGGGUUGGGGGGGGUUCUUUCCUUCUUUCUCAGACCCUGAGCCUCAGCGAUUGCCUGGAGGCCGAUCCUCCACGCCACAUCACGUCGCCCAACGCCUCUUUCGCUUCUUCCCCAGAAAGUCCCAGCCUCCUGGAAACUUCGCUCGCAGUGCUAUAGGUCGCCCCGUUGUUAAGUGGGCGGUUUUGAUUCUGUCGGCCCACUUGGCAGAAAAUUACAGGUUACUCGGAGACUGUGGCUUCCAACUGAAGCGUAUCGGUUCAGUUGGAAUAGGCAGUUCCUCGGCGCAGGUUCAACACCGGGAAAAAUCAAGUGCGUUGGUUUUGAGCUGUAGUUGCGCUAUUGCGCAAACAUGAGUUUUGCUCACAUGCAAAACCUUGGCUGAUCCUCUUGAGUGCCUGGGGUUGCAGGCUUUAUAUCUGGUUAACUCUGUAUGAUUGGUACUUUAAAGCAGCAUCCUUAAUGAGAAAAGAAUUUUCCACUUUGUCCUCCUCCUUUUCCUGGGAAUAUUUCCCCCUUAAUCUGUCCCUGGCAUAUUACAAUUCUCCUGUACCAAAGACGCAACGCAUUGUUUCUUUUUAAGGAGCAAAAGAACUCAGUACCGUUGCCAGGAGAUCGAGGAGAAAAGGGACUCCUUGGUGUUCCAUAAAGAAGGAUGGAAAAUAUGUACGAUGUGCACUCAUUCAUCUGGGCUGGGUUUGCACAUUGCACUGAGCCCUAAGGUAGUUGAUUUGACUUAGCUUAUGCAUUCAGCCAGUGGUUUAUGUAACGUUAAGAUAAUCAAGAUGCUCUAGGUCUAGGCCAUAUGAGCCCAAUCAGUAUCCCUUUCAUUUUUGUACAGUCACUGGGGAUAGAAAUAAAGAUUGACUCAUCAUUUUAAGGAGGCUUAAUAUACAUCUGAAAUGCUAACUAGAUUUUUGUGUGCCUAUCAUAAGGAAAAAGAGACCAGUUUUUUUCCUUUUCUGAUGUGCAAAAUGGGUCUUACUUCCAACCACAGGAUCUCCCACUGUUGGAUUUUAAUUUAAUGAAAACCUACUAGCCCAUGGACUAUUUAAGAGUGAAAUAUGCUGGUGAUUUACUUGACAAGAGACAGCUCUAAAUUUAAUUGUUUCUUUUAGUUGGAACUGAUAAAAGUCCCCAGCUCUGAAGUCCUAUAAUGUCUGAUGUCAGAUUAGAAUACCUUCAAAACUUUCAGAUAUAUUGGAUUAUAAAUCCACAAUCCAGAUGAACUAGAUAACAAGAGUCUUACUCAAUUCAUCCUUAUACUGUUUUUAUAUAAUUAGAAGGAAGAACUGGCAUAGGGAAGUGGUUGAAAUGUUUGACUUUUUCCAGAGAUGCUGAGAAUCAAGUCUGCCUUCUCCCAAUGGUUCUCACCAAUACCUUCAGAGACUGAUUUAAAGGAUUUAAAAAGGGGUGGAAUCCUUAUGUGCAUUACAUCCAAGAUGCAAGUAUAUCACAUAAUAAUGAACAAUUUGAAUAAGCAACUGACAAAGUGGAGGAGGUGCAUAUCUCCAUACUUAGUCCAUUUUCAACUGGAGUAUGUCAGCAUCAUUUGAACAUUCUGAGGGGCAUCUAUUAGUUUGACUGGAAUGAUGUUAUGAAGCUUGAAGAUAACAAGCAUUAAGAAAUGUUUCAUGAUUGAUUCUUAGUUUAGACAGGCUUGUUCCGGCCAUGAAUUGUUUUCUGCCAUGCCUGUUUAACCUGCCUGUAAGACCUUUCAGCUGCUUGACCAAACCCAGUUGUUGCCACAAAGAACCUGUGAAAAUCCUUUUGGAAGUGCCAUCAUGCACAUGGCAUGACAUAUGGUAACCUUAUGUUACAGGAAUUAAGUCCCAAACAUGGAAAAUCACCCUCAGUGGGACUCUUUUUCUUGGGUUGUUGUUGACCAAUUAAAUUCAGCCACAAAUUUUAGAUCUUUCCCUAAGAAAAAUAUCCUUACUAGUACUACUAGUAACUGGGAGAUAAAUAGAAGGAUGGGGGAAAUAAUGAAUAAUAAUAAUGAAAAGCAAUUUUUGAACACAUAUUUUUAAAAUGUUAAUUUGUCUGAGUAUUCUGACCUGGUGUCUUGCUUUCCUAUACCAGUAUAACUGGCAUUUGCUAGGAAUAGGAAUUAAAAACCACAGCCCUGCAUAUGAGCCCUGAAGAUUUUUGGUAGCUUCAAGAAGAGGAAUUUAGGAUAAGAGGAAUUUAGAUUACCCUCUUCUAUUCUUUCUUGAAGAGUUGGAUCCUAACUCUGCUCAACCAAUUUCCCCAGUCCUGUGAGUCUUGAGUUAAGAACCCCCAAAACCCUGUCCUGUUAGAGAACAGCUCACCUGAUUGGCAGAAAUUUUAACCUGGGAAAUAAGUUCACAUUACAGUGGGACAGUUAUGGUCACUGAGCUUUUUCUCUCAACACCAGGAAGUCUGAAAACUCUGUUGAAGUUUUGGCUGAUUCCUGGUUUGUGUAUGGUAAGGAACCAAGGGAAUUUGCAAGAUAUACACACUGUUGUUAGUGCACAGUGUAAAGGAAACUUGUUUUUUUUUUAGACUAAACCAGAAGAAAAACUAACCUAUGGGAUUUCAGCUGUUGACUAAAGCAAAAGGAAAAUUUCUUCAUUUAUUAUUAGGGUUUAUUGGCUUCAAAGACAAUGUGGUGAGAAAGUGAGAGUUUGAGAAAUCUCCCCUUCUAGAGUCUACUGGUAACAUUGGAAAAAGAGUCCAAAUGCCUAUUUAUCUCUAUUCAAAAUAUAUUUGUAAUUAUCUCCAUGUAUGCUACAAAUAGGGGGUGAUGUUUGACCUUCCUUCACUAGGAAGAGUGUAGGAAGAGAGACAUGUUAGCUUGUGGUAACCAAAAUCUGACCAAAAGAUGCUAUUCAACUUGGUUACAGUAUUAUUCACUAAGCAGUAGAUGGGAUGCUGAGAAUUAAGGAUUUCUUAUUGAGAGGAGGGAGGAGGGGCAUAGACAAUAUUUUUUUUAAAAAAAUAAUUCCUACUACUUUAUAGAAUAAUAGCUUAUCAAAACUAAGUGAAAGGAGGGUGGGUCAUGCUAAGCUAGCAUGGUAUACUGCAGAAGUGUUGAAUAGGAAUGGAUGAUUUGGGGCCAGUCACUCUCAGCCCAAGUGACAUUUUUGUGAGAACUUUUGAGAAAGAGAGUUCUAUUCUAUUCUAUUCUAUUCUAUUCUAUUCUAUUCUAUUCUAUUCUAUUCUAUUCUAUUCUAUUCUAUUCUAUUCGCCCUUUCAGCAGCUGGAAGAAAGGGAAGGUAUAAACUUAACAAACAAAAGCACAUUUGUACUAUAUGUAAUUUGACAAUUACAAAUUUAAGGGAAGUUAAAUCUCAGUUGAGCUGAAAGCGAUUAUAGAGUGGAAGCCUGGUCUACUAGAAGUAGUGCAGGUCGAGCAUUCUCGGUCUUGGGAACCGUGGCUGUCUUAGGGAACACGAUAUUAGCGAAGGCAGAACAUCGACCAGACGAUGCAAACCUCUGUUUUUUCAUCAAAUUCUCGCGUGGAAAAAUUAUUUGCCCAAACACACCGCAAGAUAUUGCUCCUUUAAAACGUCUGCUUUAUGAGAAAUGGAGUCAGUUGGAAGACUGAGCAACUUAAUUGUGGAGACCACAACCAGAGGGAUUCUUGACGCACUUUUGAGUGGAAUGGAGCCUUUCAGGAACACAAAGCUUGCCUUCUCCGGGACUUAACCCGAAAGAAGAUGGGUGAAGAUGCCCUCACCCUGUCUUGAGCCUCGUCUUAAGAAGGGAGUGCAGCUAGCAAGGCGUGCGCGCGGCGCCUCCAACCAGCCUGGGAGGAUUCGGGGCGACCGCUGCCGUUGCAACAAGUCUCCAUCGCCCCGCGCGCAUCUCUCGGACAGGGCCCGGCCCCAAGAGCAGCCGGCGGGCAGAACCGGUGUGCGGUGUCGCGAUGUCACAAUGAGGCGCAGGCCGCAGCCUCUCUCCCGCCCCUUUGAUGGCGCCUGCUUCCGUUUGGUUACCAAGGAGAAGGAUACACACCGCAGCCCAAACUGAAAAGGCUCCGAGGACAAGGAGAGCGCUGCUAACUGCAAGAGCCUUGUAGAAGUUUGGCCCGGGGGCGCUGCCCACAUCUCAGGAGAGAAGAGGCGAGGGGAAAGAGCGUGGCGAAAGAUCCUGAAAAUAUCGCGUAAGCCGGCACCCCAAACCGUACUUGGGGGAACUCUCAGCAAGAAGGAUGAGUCAGAGGCAGGUCCUGCAAGUCUUUGAGCAAUAUCAAAGAGCCCGAACACAAUUCGUCCAGACGGUUGCAGAACUUGCUACUAGGCCCCAAAAUAUAGAGACUCUCCAGAAUGCAGGUGUAAUGGCUCUAUUGAGACCACUCCUAUUGGAUGUUGUUCCAAAUAUUCAACAGACAGCUGCUUUGGCCCUUGGGAGACUUGCAAAUUACAACGAUGAUCUAGCAGAAGCUGUAGUUAAAGGCGAUAUUCUUCCCCAGCUUGUAUAUUCACUGGCUGAACAAAAUCGUUUUUAUAAGAAAGCAGCCGCAUUCGUAUUACGUGCAGUUGGAAAGCAUUCUCCUCAGCUUGCCCAGGCAAUAGUGGAUUGUGGAGCUCUGGAUACACUGGUAAUUUGCUUAGAAGAUUUUGACCCUGGGGUGAAGGAAGCAGCAUCCUGGGCCCUUGGUUAUAUAGCAAGACAUAAUUCAGAACUGUCACAGGCUGUGGUGGAUGCUGGAGCUAUUCCUCUCUUAGUCCUAUGUAUCCAAGAGCCAGAGAUUGCUCUGAGAAGGAUUGCUGCUUCAGCACUGAGUGAUGUCUCAAAGCAUUCUCCAGAGUUAGCACAGACUGUCGUUGAUGCUGGGGCCAUUGCUCACUUGGCACAGAUGAUCCUCAACCCUGAUGCCAAAUUAAAGCGUCAGGUGCUGUCAGCUCUUAGCCAGAUAGCAAAACACUCAGUGGAUCUGGCAGAAAUGGUGGUUGAAGCAGAAAUUUUUCCUGUUGUACUCACUUGCCUGAAGGAUUCUGAUGAAUAUGUCAAGAAAAAUGCCGCAACUCUAAUUAGAGAGAUAGCAAGACAUACUCCUGAGCUUUCACAACUUAUCGUAAAUGCUGGAGGAGUAGCUGCCAUCAUUGACUGCAUUGGUAGCUGCAAAGGAAAUGUUAGACUCCCAGGUAUUAUGAUGUUGGGCUACGUAGCUGCUCAUUCAGAAAACCUGGCCAUGGCAGUGAUUAUCUCUAAGGGAGUUCCACAGCUAGCUAUCUGCUUGUCAGAAGAGCCAGAAGAUCAUAUUAAGGCUGCAGCUGCUUGGUCAUUGGGACAGAUUGGGAGACAUACUCCAGAACAUGCCCGUGCUGUUGCUGUAGCCAGUGUCCUACCUGUAUUGCUUUCCUUGUAUAUGUCAACUGAAAGUUCAGAAGAUCUUCAGGUCAAAGCUAAGAAAGCCUUGAAGAAUAUUUUACAGAAGUGUACUCAUCUGUCAGCUCUUGAGCCCUUGCUACAUGAUGCUCCCCCCAAUAUCCUGAAACAUAUAGUUGGCCAGUUCAGCAAGGUUCUGCCACAUGAUUCCAAAGCCCGGCGUCUUUUUGUAACAAGUGGUGGUCUUAAAAAAGUUCAGGAGAUAAAAGCAGAAGCUGGCUCACUACUUCAAGAGUAUAUCAAUACAAUUAAUAAUUGUUAUCCAGAAGAAAUAGUCAGAUAUUACUCCCCUGGAUAUUCUGAAGCACUUCUGGAAAGGGUAGAAAAUUAUCACCCAGUUCUAUAAAUUUUUCAUCUUUAUAAGAAAGAGAGGAGGAAAAGCCUCUUUUUCUUAUCUUUGUUUCAGUGGCAAGCCAAUAUAGUUUGGCCAAGACUGGUGUGGGAAAUAUUUAACCUUCUGUUAUGUUACCAAUCAAUUAUGACAACAGGAAGACAUACCCUUUCCACCUUUGAUCCACAGUUGAUUUCUGGAACUCAUACUAAGAACAAAGACUGUCAUAUGCCUAUUUUAAGAGAACUGUGUUUCUCAGUAUCUUUGCAAGUCCAAGUACAGGGAGGCCAGGACUCUUUCUGGAUGCACCUGAGAUUUGCGAAAUAGCUUGUACCGUCAAAUUCUUCUUUGAGGGAGAAUUACAACAUUAUCCAGUAAGCACCAGAGUUAUACAAUUGUUCUUUUUGCUAAGGCUUGUGGUUCAGUCUAAGCAGAAAUUACCUAUUAUUCUUGUACUUCCACUUUCUUGAUUAUCUCCCCACUAUUGUCUCUUUCCUGGUACUUGCAGUAAACCAAUGAAUGUUUGACCUUUU
Ahaetulla prasina is the source of this 6439-nucleotide messenger RNA. RefSeq names its product sperm associated antigen 6 (gene SPAG6). Gene Ontology annotation, biological process: sperm axoneme assembly; neuron projection extension; filopodium assembly. Bases 4395 to 5921 code for a protein of 508 amino acids. The record is from RefSeq and is a predicted model, not a curated record. Gene Ontology annotation, molecular function: microtubule binding. The transcript is spliced from 11 exons. Lineage: Eukaryota; Metazoa; Chordata; Lepidosauria; Squamata; Colubridae. Gene Ontology annotation, cellular component: sperm principal piece; axoneme; acrosomal vesicle.